This is a messenger RNA of Betta splendens (Siamese fighting fish), 4237 nucleotides long. It is a transcript of the gene foxn4, whose product is annotated as forkhead box N4. The record is from RefSeq and is a predicted model, not a curated record. Gene Ontology annotation, biological process: regulation of transcription by RNA polymerase II. Gene Ontology annotation, molecular function: DNA-binding transcription factor activity, RNA polymerase II-specific; transcription cis-regulatory region binding. Bases 1608 to 3152 code for a protein of 514 amino acids. The transcript is spliced from 10 exons. NCBI's taxonomy places the organism in Eukaryota, Metazoa, Chordata, Actinopteri, Anabantiformes, Osphronemidae.
GCUGUCUUGUUUUUGUCCGUUACGUUCAUGCAUGUAAUCAUUGAUUGUGCCUAUUGUGACAGGCCGAUUUACCAUCUGUAGGCUCCCAUGGGACUGUGGCUGCAGUCUCCCUACAGACUUUAAGGAAUUCCCCUUUAAUUUCCGGCCACACGUUUAAUUAAAAAACUGGUUUGACGUGUAAGCCUGGUGUUAACAAUCACACCUGCAUCAUUUUUUUUACACGUGUCGUUUCUGUAUUUCAUUUUGAUGUUAUAUUGAACUUCUAUGAGCAUUUAAACAGACACAAUGAGACUCGCCAGAGGCUGUAGACCAUCCAUUUGAUUUUUCACACAGUUAAACUAAAAUUAUUAUUAUUUUUUGUUAUUGUUGUUCAGGACCCAUCGACUUCACCUCAAAGCCACCAGGGGUCCCUGAAUUAACUGGCACUAAUUAAUUAUCAACACUCUAAAUGGAUCUUUGUUUUGUUUACCACCUUUAAUUUCCUAAUGUGAAGUAUUAUUGUGUAAACAAACUAAUUAUAUUUAACAACUGUUUGCAGUUCAGUCUGAAUGGGAGGGUGACAGCAUGCUAAUUUCAUGUGCUGUAACGCGGAGUUUGCGCCGUGCCAGCGUGUGUGUGUGCGCGUGCGCGUGCUCUAAAGCGGAGCUGCUCUCCAGACGAGUGGGAGACUUUUCCUCCUCCUGCCGCGGCUCACCCAGCCCCCUGCCCUCCCUACGCGCCUCCCCGGCUCCUUUUCCCACUACUGAGAGGAGCGGGACGCGGCCACAGCGGCGGGAAGCAAAUUAUCUACAAGCACUUCCCUUAAAAAAAAAAAGUUCACACUCACAUACACAGAUGCCUCUACUGAUGCCUCACACCGUCUUAGACCCGAAGGAGGAAGCUCACCGGGAAUAACCUGACUGCGGGAUUUAGUGGAGCAGGACGGAUAUUUUAAUAACUAUUCCGGCGUUUUGUUUGUUUAAUCCUGCCGAUGAUCUCAAUUCAUUCCUCUGCACAGUCUCGCGACAGCGUUUUAACAUACAAUUCCCACUCUAGUUUGAGCACACUGGGCAGAAUUUAGGCCUGAACUCGCGCGUUUGGUGAUUUAUUGAGCCACGUGCCGGCGCAACAGGUUGACGACGCGGUGCGGGACAGACAGGAGCCUUCCCGCACGUGUCCGAUGCUUAAUAUUGAUCAUAAAGGAGGACUACAAUGGCCGCACGGAGUCUGAGCCCAUUUCUAUCGCUACGAGCGCGCGUGCUGCUGAUGCCGGGCGCGGAGGAGGAGCGCGCCGCCACCCACUAACCAAAUCACCAGAAAGUGAGAAAUAAGAUCCCGCGUCGCCGCUCGCGCACCUGAUGUUGGAAGUGUUGAUGCUGUCGGGACUGUUAACAGGCACUGCGUUGGCGGCAGCUGUCAAACUCAUGGGAUCCUCCUGCCCCCCGUGUCACCGGCAGCUCCCCUAAGGCUCUACUGCGCAUGUCAGCGCGCUGGACAGUUCCAGAGAGGGAAAUUUAAAAACGGUUUUUGGAGCAUCAAGUGCAGCACAGUGAAAUACAGUAGAGGGGCUGAGGAGCGGCUCACGCAAACUUCAAUAUCAUCCUAAACAGUCCCACAUAUCCCAGGAAAUGAUAGAAGGUGGAAUAACGUCCAGGAUGUCAGGAAUAAUUGACAAUGCUGGACACCAUCCAUCUCCACAAGACUACAGGCUUCUGACCACGGACCCCUCCCAGCUUAGGGAGGAGGACCUCCCUGGGGACCUGCAGUCUCUGUCAUGGCUCACCUCUGUGGAUGUGCCCCGGCUACAGCAGAUGGCUGACAGGGGCCACAGCAACGGGCCCUCCCAGGGCAGCCUGCUGGAGCAACAGACAGCUCAGCUGAGCAACAUGUCAAUGGCAGCAGGACAGGGCACCAUGAUCCACCUGCAGAGCAACAUGCAGCACAGCCCUCUGGGAAUCAGCAUCAUAAACACCCACAGUGGAAACAUGUCUCCGUUCUCCAUGAACGGGCUGCCCUCCCCAGGAUACCAGUGCCCUACCUCAGUCUACCAGCCUGCGCCCCAGCAGGUGUACUCUCUAAGCCAAACCGGACAGCAGUGUUCAACUAGUGGGCUUUAUAGCAAUGUCUCUUUCAACAACCAAAGUCUCUUUACACAACCUCGUCUGGCUCCACAAGAGCAGGAGCUGCAGCCCAAGUCUUUCCCCAAGCCAAUCUACUCCUACAGCUGUUUGAUUGCCAUGGCGCUAAAGAACAGCAAAACCGGCAGCCUGCCCGUCAGCGAGAUCUAUAGCUUUAUGAAGGAACACUUCCCUUAUUUCAAGACUGCACCUGACGGAUGGAAGAACUCAGUCAGACACAAUCUGUCCUUAAACAAAUGCUUCGAGAAAGUGGAGAACAAGACGAGCAGCUCGUCCCGCAAGGGCUGCCUCUGGGCGCUCAACCCUGCCAAGAUCGACAAGAUGGAGGAGGAGAUGCAGAAGUGGAAACGCAAGGACCUGCCGGCCAUCCGCCGCAGCAUGGCCAACCCCGAUGAGCUGGACAAGCUGAUCACAGAUCGCCCGGAGAACUGCAGGCGGAAGGUGGUGGAGCCCGACAUGACCCGGCUGCCCGGCUGCCCGGCCGGGCUCCCGCUGCCGCUCCCGGCCCAGAUGCAGCCGCAGCCCAUAGUCACGCUGUCCCUGCCGUGCCUGCCCAUGCACCAGCACCACCAGCUCCAGGCCCAGCUCCAGGCCCAGGCCCGCCUGGCCCCCAUGUCCCCCGCCCCGGCCCAGACCCCGCCCCUCCACGCUGUCCCGGACCUCUCCCACAGUCCGCUCACCCAGCAGCCCGGGAAGCCCCCGGACCUCUUCUACAGCGUGCACGGCGACACGCACACAGAGGUGGACGCACUCGACCCGAGCAUCAUGGACUUCGCCCUUCAAGGUAACCUGUGGGAGGAAAUGAAGGACGACAGCUUUAACCUGGACGCUCUGGGCACCUUCAGCAACUCCCCCCUCCGGCUGUCGGACUGCGACUUAGGAACGGUCAGCCUCCCCCCGUCCUCCGCUGGAGCAAACCUGCAGCUGUCGGACGUGCAGGUGACGGGCCUCUACGCCUCCUACGCCCCCCAGGACGCCCUGUCUUCCCAGUACAUGGGCACGCCGGCCACCAGCAAGCCCAUCGCGCUGCUCUAGAGCAGCUGAACGGUCUGGAUGGGAAGCGAUGUGAUUCAGUGAGCUGUCCGUGGACAUCUCUGGACGAACCAGAACCAGAACCAGUCAGAGCACUGGCCUCAGUCUCCUAGAGUCGCACAGGAACUAGCCGGAAUAGGACCCGUGAAAGUAGUUUCACAUACGGUCCGCAAGGAAGAGGUUCAUUACGGACAGAAAGUGCUGGGAAAGACCUGGUUGUGAGAAAAUACCUGUAAAACGUAACAAAUCUAGCUUUGCCAAGCAAAGACUAAAAGCCUGUAUGAGUAAGAAAAACUCUGGAGAAGUACGUGUACAUUAGCAUCCACCGGUUUUCUACUGCUGACUCUGCGUUUCAAGGCCCCUCCUUACUGUAGCUCCCUGUCUCUUGUCUGUUGUCUUGUGCUAGACAUUAUUGCUGUGAUGUUUUAUUUAUAUUUAUAAAAGGCAGCUGGAGAAGGCGCUGACUCUCAGUCUGAUGCUGUACAUAUUUGAAUGUCCACAGAAAAGCUUUGCCCCCCCCCCGGCACUGUAUUUACCCACUUCACUCACUGUAAACGUGUGCCAACGCUGCGAGUCAGAUAUGACACAUCCUUUUACACACUGCUUAACGUGACAGAAAGUCAGAUGCGUUUUAUGUUAAUAACAUGACCAGAAUAAAAAUCAAAUGGGUGAAUUAAAAAGGCUUUCGUUGCCAGAUCUAUAUAUCAAUGUCAUUUAUUAGCAGCAGCCCUUGUUAGACACAGGAAGGAUUACUCGUACAUUCAAAUGACACGUGCUGACUGACGUUGAUCAGAAAGUGACCACUAAUGUCCAUGUUUCAAAAGAACCUGAGUUACUGUUUCAAAAUGGAACUAUAAAGACAAAAACUAGAAAUAUCCUUUACAGUGUCACUGUAACCAGUCAAGUCAUUCAUUCUGUUGUCUUUAGCACAGAAAAACAGUGAUGAAUACACGAGCCACAUUUCAGUGAAAUAAAAGACAACCACACUCAUGAUGCUCAUUAUUAAAAUAAAACACUUAAUUCAUAGCUUGUGCAACCUUCGACUGCACAGAGCCCAGUAAGGCAAACUGAACGCUGACAGACCACCC